This is a messenger RNA of Brassica napus (rape), 1803 nucleotides long. Its product is annotated as MATH domain and coiled-coil domain-containing protein At3g58360-like. The coding region runs from base 551 to 1447 and encodes 298 amino acids. The transcript has 4 exons. Lineage: Eukaryota; Viridiplantae; Streptophyta; Magnoliopsida; Brassicales; Brassicaceae. Gene Ontology annotation, molecular function: protein binding. The record is from RefSeq and is a predicted model, not a curated record.
AUUAAAUCUAAAAAUAAUUAAUAUAUAUAAGUAUAUAAAUCUAUUUUGGAUAUCCAAAAUACUUCGGUUCAGAUCGGAUUAGGUUUCGAUUCUUCAAAUACCAAAAUUUUGAAUAAUUCAAAUAUUUAAUCAAUUUCGAUUCGUAUUUGGUACUACUUAUUCGGAUUGAGAUCGGUUCGAUUCUUCGAAUUUGAGUUUUUUGUCCAGCCUUAAAUAGUGACAUGAAAAACAAAUAGCAUCAUUUUUAAAAAAAAAAUCUAGUAAAACUUAAAAGUUAAAACAAUAUUUUAUUUGUUUUGUUCCAAAUCAUGUAUACAAUUAUCAAUAAAUAAAAAUCUCAACAACCUUAUCUAUCAAAAAUAUAUGUUAACAAAUUCUUGAAUUAUAUUUGCUUUUUAAAUCGUAAAAUUAUUUUGCUAUAAACAGUUUACAAAGAGAGGCACAUGUACCAAGAGUGUAAACCCUAACGUUAAAACUGUUGGAUGUGUGUUAUUCUGAAUUUAGGGUUUUUCUUACAUUUAUGUUCUGCUAGUUAGAUCGCAGAACAAUUAUGGAGAAGCAAUCAAGAAAGAAGAUCACUUGGACGAUUAAGAACUUCUCAUCUUUACAAUGCCAGAAACUUUGUUCUGAUCCAUUCGUUGUCGCUCGUUGUAAAUGGCGUCUUUGUACCUAUCCCAAGGGAAAGAACGUUGAUUACUUGUUUCUGUUUCUUGAAGUCGCCGAUCAUGAUUCACUGCCUUGUGGAUGGAGAAGAAACGCCCGAUAUUCCCUAACUAUAAUCAAUCAAAACUCCGUAAAACGUUACAGACAAAACGAUGAACAAAAGUGGUUUGAUGAGAAAACUCCCCGUAGGGGUCGUGUAUCGAUGUUCCCCCUUAAUGAAAUCCAUGCCAAAGAGAGUGGAUAUUUGGUAAACGGAGAACUUGAGAUUGUUGCUGAGAUUGAGGUUAUUGAAGUUCUUGGAAAGUUUGAUGUAACAGAGGAAACUUCAACAAUAACAGAAACCAUGGAUGUUAAUGGCUUUCAACUUCUUCCUUCACAGAUGGAACUUGUGAGCCAUUUGUUAAAAAGACACCCAGAUAUUGCAUCUGAUUUUAGUACAAAGAACCCAAAUCUUAGGACGGGUUACAUGAGCUUGCUACUUAGUCUUAUUGAAACUCUGCGCCAGUCGCCUCACCAGCUCUCCUACACUGAUCUGGUCGAGGCAGAUGCUGCUUUGGAAUCCAUGACAAACGCUGGAUUUAAAUUGGAUUGGUUGGAGAAGAAAGUUGAUGAGAUGGCUGAGAAGAAGGAGAAAGAGGAGGGUGGUGAGAUUCGAGUGCGAGAAAUCGAGGAAGAGUUGAAGGAUUUGAAGCAGAAGUGCUCAGACUUGGAAGUUCAGCUGGAGAAGGAAAAACUAGAAUUGUCGGCUGCAAAUGCUCCUAUCUCAUUCGAUGAUGUUAUGUAAUGUUUUUGAGUUCGCUGCAGGUACUUGGAGGUUUUUAUUUGGUGUUCUUACUCGUUUUCAAUCUUGGUUCUGUGAUGUUGUUUGGAUAAUGAAGUCAUCAGUGACUUAAGUCAAAGCUCUGCUUCUUACAUCUGCUGCGUUUAUCCCAUUGUUUUUGCGAAUAAACGGUUUAAGCUAGGUUACUUGAUGACAAAGUAAUUUCUAUGUGUCCGAGCACAGUGUUGUUUAGGGCUGGGCAUAAUAUUCGUACCAGCUGGCCUGAAACCGACUCGAAAAUCAGGAUAUCGAAUCCGAUCGAAUCCUGCCUAAAUAUCCAAAAAUAUUCUUUUUUGAAACCCCAAAAAAACCAAAAAGAA